CCUUACUUCCUGCCGGCUCGACGCGCAAAAAAGAACCUUAAGCUGAGCCGCCCGACCGAUCCUGCUGAAUCCACCACCUCCCAUCCAACACAUCACAUUGCUUCCUCUCCACCUCCUCCACCAAGCUCAUCCUCCCCCCCCCCAACGUCUCUCCUACUUCCGCUGCUACUGCUGCCGCCGCCGCCCGAUCUCAUCAUCGCGCUUACGUUUCCAACUUAAAUCGAUUAACUUCCCGGGUUUCGCACGUUUUCGUCCCGUUCCGACCGUUGUCAAAAUGCCUGCCUACGAGCUCCGAUCGGGUGGUGAUGUCAAGAACAAGAAGCAGAGUGUGGCCGAUCUCAAGUACCGUCGUCUGACCGAGCUCAAUGCUCGGUUGAAGGAGGACCUCGAUCGGCCUCGUGUCAAGGUGUCCGAGGCUGCUCUGUCGUUGAUCAACUACUGCAACAACACGCGCGAUUUCAUGGUACCAUCCGUAUGGGGUCAGGUUGACAAGCGUGAGGACCCAUACGCCCCUCAGCAGCAGGGAGGAUGCUGCACGGUCAUGUAAUGGUUUCAUGACAUUUCCACGUCUUUUGAAUCGGACGGACUGAGGGUCGCCGUCAGUCCGUCGGCGCUUUUAUAUCCCCUCUUGCGAUGACAAUUACUAUUUCUCACCACUUCUUUUUUUUAACUUCUCGACCCUUUCUUUUUCUUUCUAUAUCUA
Molecule: messenger RNA, 703 nt
Organism: Aspergillus welwitschiae
Lineage: Eukaryota; Fungi; Ascomycota; Eurotiomycetes; Eurotiales; Aspergillaceae
Product: guanine nucleotide-binding protein subunit gamma
Exons: 3
Coding region: 275-547 (90 amino acids)
Biological process (GO): G protein-coupled receptor signaling pathway
Cellular component (GO): heterotrimeric G-protein complex
Molecular function (GO): G-protein beta-subunit binding
Source: RefSeq, a predicted model, not a curated record